Messenger RNA from Aethina tumida (small hive beetle), 3997 nucleotides. Its product is annotated as transient-receptor-potential-like protein. The transcript has 16 exons. The record is from RefSeq and is a predicted model, not a curated record. Lineage: Eukaryota; Metazoa; Arthropoda; Insecta; Coleoptera; Nitidulidae. Gene Ontology annotation, molecular function: inositol 1,4,5 trisphosphate binding; protein binding; store-operated calcium channel activity. Gene Ontology annotation, biological process: manganese ion transport; regulation of cytosolic calcium ion concentration; calcium ion transmembrane transport. The coding region runs from base 125 to 3769 and encodes 1214 amino acids. Gene Ontology annotation, cellular component: membrane; cation channel complex.
AAAUCAUACGAAUAUUCCUCGAAGGUCUAUUUUGAUUUCUGCACUGGUCAAGAUGUAAUAGUCCAGACCGCUUCUUCAUUUUUAUUUUUUUUAUGUUACCGUAGUAAAAUACACAAAAGUCAACAUGUCUUCCGACGACAUAGAAACUGGAGUCAAAAAAACCACGAGUACAACCAUGAUACAGAAUCUACCCAAAACUCUGUCGGUCGAGGAGAAGAGAUAUCUAUUAGCAGUUGAAAGAGGGGACCUUGCAAACGUUCGAAGAAUGUUGCAAAAGGCUAGUCGAGUCGAGAAUUUCGACAUAAACUGCAUGGACAGUUUGGGGAGAGGAUCAUUGACUAUCGCCAUCGAUCAAGAAAAUCUGGAAAUGCUUGAACUUUUGGUAGUUAUGGGAGUAGCCACAAAAGAUGCCUUGUUAUACGCCAUCAGUGUUGAAUUUGUCGAAGCUGUGGAACUUCUUUUGGAACACGAGGAGUUGAUUCACAAAGAGGGAGAACCAUACAGCUGGCAAAAAGUUGACAUAAACACAGCAUUGUUCACACCAGAUAUAACGCCUUUAAUAUUGGCAGCCCACAGAAACAAUUACGAGAUUCUAAAGAUACUUUUAGAUAGAGGAGCAACAGUUCCAAUGCCCCACGACAUAAAAUGUGGUUGUGACGAGUGUAUCAGAGAAUCAGAACAAGACUCCUUGAGACAUUCAUUAUCAAGAUUAAACGAGUACAAAGCACUGGCAAGUCCAUCGUUAAUCGCACUGUCUUCCAGUGAUCCACUUCUAACAGCCUUCCAGUUGUCUUGGGAAUUGCGAAACUUGGCGUUUGCAGAACCGGAAUGUAAAUCCGAAUAUAUGGAAUUGAGGAGGCAGUGUCAGCAAUUCGCCGUGGAUUUGUUACAUCAGUCCAGGAGUUCCGAGGAGCUGGCGAUUAUUUUAAAUCACGAUCCGGAAAAUCCGCCAUAUGAGGAGGGAGAACACAUGAAACUGGCGCGAUUGGAACUGGCCAUACAGUUCAAACAAAAAAAGUUUGUAGCCCAUCCGAACAUCCAACAACUUUUGGCAUCGUUAUGGUACGAAGGAGUCCCAGGAUUUAGAAGAAAAAGCUCUGUCCAAAAACUAGGGAUUAUUGUUAAAGUGGCACUUCUGUUUCCUUUUUAUUGUAUGCUCUAUAUAAUUGCCCCAGAGACAAAAAGUGGCAAACUGAUGAGAAAACCUUUUAUGAAAUUCUUGAUACAUGCUUCUUCUUAUUUGUUCUUCCUCUUGAUAUUAAUAUUGGUAUCUCAACGAGCCGAAGACCACAUUAUCGAGCUUUUUGGUCCGGACUGGAUGAAAGAGGGUGUUUUAGAAAAAUACAAGAGACAACGAGGAAAUCCUCCCAUGGUGUUGGAAUAUGUUGUACUACUAUACGUUAUAGGGUUUAUUGCGGAAGAAACGCAGGAGAUCUUCGUUGAAGACAUAGAAUCCUACCUGAGAAACUUGUGGAACUUCAUCGAUUUUACAAGAAAUUUCCUAUAUGUAGCUGUUUUCUUUCUUAGAGCAGCAGCUUACAUUCAGCAGAUGUCAGAAAUCAAAGAAGAUCCAAACACGGCCUACAUCAGACGAGAAAUGUGGAAUGCCUUCGACUUUCAACUAAUUGCCGAGGGUUUGUUUGCCGCUGCAAACGUCUUCAGUGCAUUAAAGUUGGUGCAUCUGUUUUCAAUCAAUCCACAUCUAGGACCAUUGCAAAUAUCUCUUGGGCGGAUGGUUAUAGAUAUAGUGAAGUUCUUUUUCAUUUAUUCUUUGGUUCUGUUUGCUUUUGCAUGCGGUUUGAAUCAAUUGCUCUGGUAUUUCUCCGACUUGGAGAAACAAAGAUGUUACUCUCUUUCAACGGGGGAAGCGGAUUGGGAAACUAAUGGGGACUCGUGCAGCAAAUGGAGACGAUUCGCAAAUGUUUUUGAAGCUUCGCAAUCUUUAUUUUGGGCUAGUUUCGGUAUGAUAGACCUGGAUAGUUUUGAGUUGACGGGCAUCAAGACCUACACGAGAUUUUGGGGAUUGUUAAUGUUCGGAUCGUAUUCCGUGAUCAAUGUGAUAGUUCUUUUGAACCUUCUCAUUGCUAUGAUGUCCAAUUCUUACGCAAUGAUUGAUGAACAUUCAGACACGGAGUGGAAAUUCGCCAGAACUAAACUUUGGCUUAGCUAUUUUGAAGAAGGAGCAACUUUGCCUCCUCCGUUUAAUAUUUUCCCGAGACCCAAGCAUUUUUUCAAACUUUUAGGACUGAGAAAUAAAGAUAAACUGAGAAGAAUGAACUCUAAGGUAAUGAUAAGGGUGUGGCAAUAUUUUUUUUUAAAACGUAAGUUACAGAUAAAGAAUGAAGAGAAGGAGCGGGAUUAUAGAUACACGGCGGUUAUGAGAUCUUUGGUUUGGAGAUAUGUUUCAGCGAUGCAUAGAAAACAGGAAGAAAAUGCUGUAACAGAAGACGAUGUUAAUGAAUUAAAAGGUGACAUUUCUUCGUUUCGGUAUGAACUUUUGGAAGUGUUGAGCAAAAAUGGUAUGGAUGUAUCUUGGGUUGAAAUGAAGGAAAAAGCUGUAUUGGGUAAAAAAAUGAAAAUCUGGGAAAGGCGUUUGAUGAAAGACUUCAAAGUGGCCCCCAUAACGACUGAGGAAGAGAGUAAUAUUAUGUUUGAACCUCCUCCACCAGGAGAAAAUUCUUUAGCUCGAUUCCGGCGCAUUGCAAAAAUGGCCGUGAUGAAUUCCAAUUUGAACAAAUGGAAGCAAGUAGUUAGAGGUGCCUGCAUAGCCUCACAAAUUGGACAUUGUCAUAGUCGAGACUCAUUUAAAAAGCAGCAAAACUUGCAAAGAGCUAUGGAAGAAGCUAAAAGACUUUCGACUAAAACACCAUCAGAAACUAUUUCAAGAAUACCAACUCCUAUAGAUCUACCAGAUAUGACUGGUUCUCACAUAGUGCAUUUAGUCAGGGACAACAUUAGUGAUGUUGAAACAACUUUAACAGUAGAUAGAACAUCGCAAGAAAGUAAGAGACCAGACAUCCACGUAUCACAACCAUCCCCAGAAUUAGACUCUAAUAUGAAAAACAUCGAUUCCAGUGAAGAGAAUAAAGACCUAAUUAAUUUAGAAAAUAACGAAAUCUCACCAUUAUUCAAAUCCAAAUGUGUUUCUAACGAUCUAAAUGAUUCUAGCAUUGAAAAGAUAAAAUUAGACAAAGAGUCAACGCCGAAAAGUUUUACACCAGAUUCCGUGAAUAAUGAGAUGAAUUUUCCGGAAGAUACUAACUACAUGGAUCCUACCUGUAAAUCGGAUUCUUUUGACAGAAUUUCAGUUAAGGAACAUGUUGCUUUAAUUGAGGAGUUUGAACAACGAAAGACUCCAGUUUCUAGAUGUCAGUCACCUUCUGCACUCAAAAUUGAUACUUCAUCUUUACACAGAUACGCUACAAUUUCUCCACUUGAUGACGUAACAGAAAAAGAACAAGUUGCUAAACUCGAGGAUGCGGAUAUUUCUGAGUUUAAAGAUUCCAAGGACUCAUUUUCUUAUGCGGUUGAUUCGGAGGAAGAAUCAAAAGAAGUUGCAGAAAUCGAAAGGGUAUUAGCCAAAAGUACCGAAGAAGUGGAGGAGUCUUCAAAAAGUCCUCUGCUUCAGACUGAUGAUAAGGAUGAUUAUUCAAAAUUAAGCGUUCACGAAGCAACAGAUGCAUCUAGAAUGCCUUCACCAAUGACUUCUAGAAACAUUCAAAGGGUAGGAGAUAAAAAACGCAUUCAAGCAAAAUACGGCUGGCUGUAAAAACUAAAUGAUAAUAACAAUCUUAAUUGAAUAAUGGAUACUAACGUUGCUACUAUUAAUUUUAUUUAAAUUGGAAGUUGCUGGUUAAUAAUAGCAACGAUUUAUGUUUUGUUUAAGUAAACAUUUGUGAAAUGAUCACUGGAUGGGUAUAUAAAAUUGUGAAAUCCUUUUAAUAAAGUAUAUUAUAAAAAAGUGCGUUAAUAAUUUUUUAAAUAUUUAUUAAGUUAA